Zingiber officinale is the source of this 1126-nucleotide messenger RNA. Its product is annotated as ER lumen protein-retaining receptor-like. The transcript is spliced from 6 exons. Lineage: Eukaryota; Viridiplantae; Streptophyta; Magnoliopsida; Zingiberales; Zingiberaceae. Bases 159 to 806 code for a protein of 215 amino acids. Gene Ontology annotation, biological process: protein retention in ER lumen; endoplasmic reticulum to Golgi vesicle-mediated transport. The record is from RefSeq and is a predicted model, not a curated record. Gene Ontology annotation, molecular function: ER lumen protein retrieval receptor activity. Gene Ontology annotation, cellular component: endoplasmic reticulum; cis-Golgi network; membrane.
UCCCCUCGUCAGACGUCAGCCGUCACAUUCUGCCUCCGGGAGAGAGAGCGAGAGGAGGGGAAAAGAGCGCCGAUCUCCGCACGCAUCGAUCGGUCUUCGCUGCAUAUCCUAGAGAUCAGAGAGCUCAAGCCCGGGGUUUCGUUCGCUGUUCGGCGGAGAUGAACAUCUUCAGGUUAGCGGGCGACAUGACGCAUCUCAUGAGCGUCCUCGUCCUCCUCCUCAAGAUCCACACCAUCAAAUCGUGCGCUGGCAUAUCUUUGAAGACCCAAGAACUUUAUGCUCUUGUUUUUGCCACUCGUUACUUGGACAUAUUUACUGAUUUUAUCUCAGUGUAUAAUACAAUUAUGAAGCUUAUAUUCUUGGGGAGCUCAUUCUCAAUUGUCUUGUACAUCCGAAGACACAAGAUUGUUCGCAGAUCUUAUGACAAGGACCAAGAUACUUUUCGACACUUUUUCCUUGUAUUGCCUUGUCUACUAUUGGCCCUAGUUAUAAAUGAGAAAUUCACACUUAAAGAGGUUAUGUGGACAUUCUCCUUAUUUCUGGAAGCAGUUGCAAUACUUCCUCAAUUGGUAUUGUUGCAGAGGACAAAAAAUAUUGACAACUUGACUGGUCAAUAUGUUUUUCUCCUAGGAGCGUAUAGAGCAUUUUACAUCUUAAACUGGAUUUACCGAUACUUCACUGAGCCUCAUUACGUUCAUUGGAUAACAUGGAUAUCUGGAUUAGUGCAAACACUGCUUUAUGCUGAUUUCUUUUACUAUUACUUCAAUAGUUGGAAGAACAAUGUUAAGCUCAAGCUACCAGCAUAACUUUGUCACUUCAAGGCCAACUGUAGUAGGAUCUAGCCGUAUGAAUCUGGAAGGCUUCACUACUGUAAAGCAUGUUCUCUUGUUAGCCGUUCUAAAGUGCCUCAUCUUGUUAGCAAGUCACAUUCAUUUUUUAUUAGGUAAACAUAUGUGAAUCAUGUGUUGUCAUUUUGUCCAACACUUGGAACUCGAACUGUUUGGUUUGAUUGUAUACUGAAGCUCAGAUCUGAUGUUUUAUACGUUUAGCUACGAUUGCAAAUUUGGUAAGUUCCAGGUGUCUUGUAGCACACUGUAUUUGAUAAUCAAAACGCUAUUUCAAUUUA